Lynx canadensis (Canada lynx) is the source of this 1011-nucleotide messenger RNA. RefSeq names its product olfactory receptor 7A17-like. The transcript has a single exon. Gene Ontology annotation, biological process: G protein-coupled receptor signaling pathway. Lineage: Eukaryota; Metazoa; Chordata; Mammalia; Carnivora; Felidae. Gene Ontology annotation, molecular function: G protein-coupled receptor activity; olfactory receptor activity. Gene Ontology annotation, cellular component: membrane. The record is from RefSeq and is a predicted model, not a curated record. Bases 28 to 1011 code for a protein of 327 amino acids.
CUGUAUCCUGGUAGUAAUCUCCAACACAUGGAGCCAAGGAACCUUACAGCCAUUUCAGAAUUUCUUCUUCUGGGAUUUUCAGAGGAACCAGCAUUCCAGCCCCUCAUAUUUGGGCUUUUCCUCUCCAUGUACCUGAUCACUGUGUUUGGGAACCUGCUCAUCAUCCUGGCCGUCAGCUCUGACUCCUGCCUCCACACCCCCAUGUACUUCUUCCUGGCCAACCUGUCCUUUGUGGACAUCUGCUUCACGUCCACCACUGUCCCGAAGAUGCUUUGGAACAUCCAGACACAGAGCAAACACAUAACCUAUGAGAACUGCAUCACACAGAUGUAUUUUUUCCUACUCUUCGCGGGAUUGGACAACUACAUCCUGACCGUGAUGGCCUAUGACCGAUUUUUGGCCAUCUGUCACCCCCUGCACUACACGGUCAGCAUGAACCCCCGGCUCUGUGGGCUGCUGGUUUUGGUGUCUUGGAUCAUGAGUGUCCUGCAUUCCUUGUUACAAACCUCAGUGGUGCUGCGACUGUCCUUCUGUACAGACUUGGAAAUCCCUCACUUCUUCUGUGAAAUUAAACAGGUGGUCCAACUUGCCUGUUCUGACACCUUUCUUAAUGACAUGGUGAUGUAUUUUGGAGCUGGGUUGCUGGGUGGGGGCCCCCUUGCUGGGAUCCUUUACUCUUACUCUAAGAUAGUUUCUUCCAUAUGUGGCAUCUCAUCAACUCAGGGCAAGUAUAAAGCAUUUUCCACCUGUGCAUCCCACCUUUCUGUGGUCUUCUUAUUUUACUGUACAAGCCUAGGUGUGUACCUUAGCUCCACUGCUACCCAGAGCUCCUACUCGGGUGCCACGGCCUCGGUGAUGUACACGGUGGUCACGCCCAUGCUGAACCCCUUCAUCUACAGCCUGAGGAACAGAGACAUAAAGAGGGCUCUGAAAAAAUCCUUUGGAAAGGAAACUAUGAAAGGACCAAUUGCCCUGGGGCAAUUGCACCUGAUGGCAGAACUCAAAGCUUGA